UUCCACACACACCCCAUUAGCCAUUACAAUUAUUUACCUCAUUUUUCAAUGGCAUUUUUGGACCUCUCUAUGAUGAAUAUAGGGAUAGUAGUGUUGGUUUUGAGUUUGUGGAGUGGAAUUGGAGUUGCACAACAAGUUCCUUGCUAUUUUAUUUUUGGAGACUCUUUGGUGGAUAAUGGUAACAACAACCAACUCACUUCUAUUGCAAAAGCUAAUUACCUACCUUAUGGAAUUGACUUUCCUGGUGGACCAACUGGAAGAUUUUCAAACGGCAAAACCACUGUUGAUGUCAUUGCUGAGCAAUUGGGGUUCAAUGGUUACAUACCUUCGUAUGCAUCAGCUAGAGGCCGACAAAUACUCAGAGGAGUCAAUUAUGCUUCAGCAGCUGCUGGAAUCAGAGAAGAAACAGGACAACAAUUGGGACAACGAAUUAGUUUUAGAGGGCAAGUGCAAAAUUACCAAAGGACAGUGUCCCAAUUGGUAAAUUAUUUUGGAGAUGAGAACACUGCUGCAAAUUAUCUUAGCAAGUGCAUUUAUACAAUUGGAUUGGGUAGCAAUGAUUACCUUAACAAUUAUUUCAUGCCUACAAUCUAUUCCACUAGUAGACAAUUCACACCUCAACAAUAUGCUAAUGUCCUUCUUCAAGCAUAUGCUCAGCAACUCAGGAUUUUAUAUAAUUAUGGGGCAAGGAAAAUGGCGUUAUUUGGAGUUGGUCAAAUAGGUUGCACCCCAAAUGCAUUGGCCCAAAACAGCCCAGAUGGUAGAACAUGUGUAGCAAGAAUCAAUUCUGCAAAUCAAUUAUUCAACAAUGGAUUAAGAUCUCUUGUUGAUCAACUCAAUAACCAACUUCCUGAUGCAAGAUUCAUUUAUGUAAAUGUUUAUGGUAUCUUUCAAGACAUCAUAACCAGCCCAUCAACCUAUGGUUUUAGAGUUACAAAUGCUGGAUGCUGUGGUGUAGGAAGAAACAAUGGUCAAAUUACAUGUUUGCCCUUUCAACCUGCAUGUAGGGAUAGGAAUGGGUUCUUAUUUUGGGAUGCAUUUCAUCCAACUGAAGCUGGAAACAGUGUUAUUGGUAGAAGAGCUUACAAUGCUCAAUCUGCAUCAGAUGCUUACCCUAUUGAUAUUAAUCGCUUAGCUCAACUCUAAAGAGCUUUUAGUGGUGCUUAUAAGUUUUUUUUUUAAGGUAGUGGUGCUAAUAAGUUGUUUGUGCCACUAUUAUUGUCCUAUAAUGUGUUGUUCAUUUUCAUGUGUCUAAAAGGCGUUUAUAUUUCACUUACUUUUCUUUUGUGCAACAAGUCUCCAAGUGUACGUAAUUUGUCAUAAACAACUUUUUGUAAUGUUUGCAGUUAAUGAUGAAUAGUGAAUACUAUUUCAUGGCAUAUGACAUUUUCAUAGAAAA
This is a messenger RNA of Medicago truncatula (barrel medic), 1399 nucleotides long. RefSeq names its product GDSL esterase/lipase At1g29670. The record is from RefSeq and is a predicted model, not a curated record. Lineage: Eukaryota; Viridiplantae; Streptophyta; Magnoliopsida; Fabales; Fabaceae. The transcript is spliced from 5 exons. The coding region runs from base 49 to 1146 and encodes 365 amino acids. Gene Ontology annotation, molecular function: hydrolase activity, acting on ester bonds.